Aureobasidium namibiae CBS 147.97 is the source of this 915-nucleotide messenger RNA. RefSeq lists its product as uncharacterized. The annotation marks the transcript as partial. The transcript has a single exon. The record is from RefSeq and is a predicted model, not a curated record. NCBI's taxonomy places the organism in Eukaryota, Fungi, Ascomycota, Dothideomycetes, Dothideales, Saccotheciaceae.
CUCACAGCAACCAUGUCAAGUCUAGUAAACAUCACUCCUCAGCCUCACAGCCAGAAGCGCAAAGGUGGAAGAGCACCACUGCCAGAAGUCGAAGAGAACUUUACGCGGCUGCCACCAGGACCCGGCGACAGGACAGAACGCGCAGUAUGCAAGCACUGCCAGAAAGAGCGCAGCUGGCACACGACGGAGCUGGUCAAACACCUCGACAAGUGCGCUCAGUAUACGCCUUCGAAACGUCAAAAGUACACGCGACCAUGGCGCAUUGAACAGCCUGGCAAUAGUGCGCACUCGCCAAAUCAACCACAAUCGCAACAACCUUCUCCACAGCAGUUGCACUUUGACCCCGCCAGCAACCGCAGUGUGCGAGUUGCUCCCAAUACCGCCUUCCAAUGGGAUGGUGCUGCAGUUGCUGGAAGGUCUUUGACGACGAACAAUUCGGAUUCUAGGUCAGGAGAGGAGACCCACCAUGUCGAUGGUCUACAAGAGCGCGACCCACAGCCGCAGCAGCGUCCACAACAGCAACAACAUCCAAACCACCACACCCUACACACACCCUCCCAAUCCCUCGGCAACACCACAGACUACACAACCACCAAUACCCCCAACUUCGCCACUCGACCCCCUUCCCAACACCAACCCCCCACCUCUCCACCAUCUACACAUCCCCAACCCGUCAACGACCCGGACCCACGCCUCCACAGUUUCAUAGAAUACGAGCGAGGCGCCAUGGCAUGGCAAAACCGACCCGACGAUUUAGAUGCCAUAGAAGCUUGGUUGCAACACCAUAGAGUCGACAUUGAAGAUAUCAAGGAGAUUACAGAUACCAGAUGGACAGACUCGUGGGGCUUGAAGUUGGGGGAUCUGUAUAGGAUCAAGAGGGAUGUGCAGACGUUCAAGGUGUUUGCUACGAGGUAG